AUGGAUUUUUUCACUGUGCUUGACAAAGAUGUAAAACCUUCCAACCAAAAAAUCAUUAGGAACAUUGAAUGGGACAUGAUGGAUAAAACGAAAUUUUUCCCAUUAUCCAUGUUGAGUUCAUUCAGUGUAAGAUGUGCCUUGUAUCCUUUAACACUGAUAAAAACCAGGCUGCAAGUUCAAAAGCGCAAUGAUUUAUAUACAGGUAUGUUUGAUGCCUAUGGAAAAAUCUAUAGAUAUGAAGGUUUCAGUGGAUUAUACAGAGGAUUCUGGGUAUCUUCAGUACAAAUAGUCAGUGGUGUUUUCUAUAUAUCUACAUUUGAAGGAGUUAGACAUAUAUUGAAACAAAAAAAAAUAGUUGACUCAAACAUUAGAGUCCUGAUAGCUGGAGCUGCUGCAUCCUUAGUAGGUCAAACAAUGAUUGUACCAUUUGAUGUUCUCAGUCAACAUUUGAUGAUGAUGGGAAUCAAGGGGAAAGAAGAAAAAGCUUUCAGUGCAUUAGGAAUGCAAUUCAAACCCUACCAAAGUAAAUUAUCUUUAACAAUAGAUGUAGCAAGACACAUUUUCAAAAUGGAUGGGAUAAUGGGAUUUUACAGGGGCUAUUGGGCCAGCCUCUCAGCAUAUAUGCCUAACUCUGCUCUAUGGUGGGGGUUUUAUCAUUUCUACCAAGAUCAAUUAUUCCUGAUACUACCGUCAUCUGUAUCACACCUGCUCAUACAGAGCAUCUCGGGAACAUUUGGAGGCUUCUCGACGACAAUCCUCACCAAUCCUUUGGACGUAGUGCGAGCCAGAUUGCAAGUAGAAAGGACGGGUUCUAUGCGGUACGCCUUCAAAAACUUGUGGGUAGAAGAAGGUAUCGGCAUGUUCACCAAAGGUCUGAGUGCUCGACUCAUUCAGUCCGCCACUUUUAGUUUUAGCAUUAUCAUCGGGUAUGAGACUAUCAAAAGGAUAUCAGUGAGUGAGGAGUACAAGCAAUUCAUUAAGUGGUGA
This is a messenger RNA of Phaedon cochleariae (mustard beetle), 987 nucleotides long. Lineage: Eukaryota; Metazoa; Arthropoda; Insecta; Coleoptera; Chrysomelidae. The record is from the annotation of a GenBank genome assembly.